GUUACGUGGUUACGUCGUACACGCGAAAGAACCGACCGCCGUUCCGCCGGUACAGGUAGUAUAGUAGUGUGUCUCCACGGGUCUACGAAUACGUGCGCCGCACAGAUGUUCGCGCUACUACAACUACGUUAUUAAAAAAAUACCAUUUUAAUAAUUCCAUCGUAUCGUUAGUGUUUCACCGCGUACCGUUGUAUUUUACAAUAAUUAUUUCAUUAUAAUUUUGUGUUCCAGCCGUGUGUACAAUAUCAUUUCGGUUAUUCGGUUUCACGCGAUAUCGAAGAAUUGUUACGGGGUUAUUAUUAUUAUUCGUUUACUUUUUUUUUUUCUGUGUAAUGUGCGACCGGCGACGUACACAAAAAGAUCACUGAGUACGACGACGAGUAUACAGGUAUAAUUAGUAAUAUGAUCGUUUUUGCGUGCCGGAAAACCGUUUGAUCGCGACGCGGGUCCGCGACAGCAGCAGCAGCAGCAGUCGUUUACCGACGCUCUACGCCCGGACGCGGAUACGUAUACUUGGACAUUGCCGUCGACGUAUCGUUUUCCCGACCAAAACCGUAAGUUUACAACCCCGAACAUAUUAUCGAUAUUGUAUAAUUAACACCAUUCGUACCGUUCGAAACAAACCGCGAACGACAUAAAUUGUAAAACAAAUUCGGACUCGCAUUCGCCAUCCGUAGAGCACUCGAAUCGACUGCCGAUGCGUUUCAUCAUCAUUUUUUCAAUCGUUUGGUUUGAUUCUCCGUCGGCGUUGAAAUUUUCGUAAAUGAUGACAGUUCACCGCGCCGUAACACACCCGUUGAAAUAUUAUAGUAUUACAUCAUUAAAACCAUCGUGAAGUCUGUUCCGCGGGAUCUCAUGUACAUUUACACUAAUAAAUAAUAACAAUUACAAUAUUUGUACCCGAACGAUUAUUUUAUAGUAUUCGACAGUCACCGUGACCGACCGCGCGAAUCAUUAUACGUCCGUCAUGACGCGUUUACAGGUUACGGGUUCACGACGAAGUCGAAAGAACCUUAAUAUAACUCGGAGCCCAGCGUUCAGAUCUCCGAGAUUUACAAGACAUUCUUAGUUCUCGUUUAUCCGUUCGUCAGCUAUGCGGAAAAACUCAUCGCGUCUUGUUUUUUGCUCCGUUGUACCGAACUCCGAAGUAUGGGUACGCGACGUUAGAUUUGAUGGCGAUUUAUUUUACUAAUUUCAUUCGCUAUACUCGCGUUCGCGUCCGAUACAGUAAUAAUACAACACGGUACACUAACUGCAAUAUACAAUAAUAAUAUUGUAUUAUACUAAUAGCAUAGCCGCGUUACUUUCAUAUUGUGCACACCGCAUACAUUUCGCUACAAUGUUAUUAUGUUUGUAAUCUGCGCAAUAUGUACCGCGGGUACUAGCGAUCCGAAUAACACGGAAAUGUAUUAUUAUUAUUGUUGUUAUUAGAACACGCGGCAUAAAGUUCGAGCCGUUUUACGAUCUAUGUGUCUGCAGUAACAAGUAUUAUAAGUAUAUAGUCGUAGUAGAUAGUUGUAGUAGUCACUAUAGUUAAUCGACCGCGGCUUCGACGUUGUUUAUUUAUAAGUCCGUAAUGUCGUGGGAGGGGAGGGAGGGAAGGAGAAAUCAUAUACAUUCGCCCCGGUCAAUAGCGUUUAAAUUCGAACGAGCCCGAGCGAUAAACGAAAUCGGAUGACGGACACGUCCGAUCCGUCAAAAAACCGCCCAUAUAUACAUCCGAUAAGACGGUAUUUUUUUAUUGAGAAAAAUCGUGUACCGGUAUGACAACGCCGCAGCACAUCCGUGUGUGUCGUCAUUGCCAGUGUGUUUCUCGAAACGAAAAAGUUCGGUUCACAGAGUUACGGAAUCGGAGCCGAACAAAUCGCCCGUCGUACGAGAAUUCGUAGCUUAUGAUGAUGUACAUUAUAAUAUAUUCAAAUCGAAUAACCGUUAAAACUAUACGAUAUUAUCGAUCGAUCGCGGUGUCAAUUAGUUAAUGUACCGGAAACGAACAAGAAAAUACUAUCCACAUAAUAUUGUAACAUAUAGUUUCGGUGAUUAUUCCCUCCCUCUCUCUCCUUCCCUUCGAUAAAAACCUCGGUCGACAGACCAUUAUAAUAUUCUAUUAUACGCGCCGUAUAUAAUAAUAGUUAAUCCUUUUAAAUUGAUCAUUGCGGUUAGCCGCACACACGCGGCCACACGCACGCACACACACACACACGUCUUUCAGCGGGUACAAGGUAUCGGUGCAUAUUGUAUGGUGGCAAGCGGGUAUACCUGUACGCCGCGAUCAUUACGGUUAAUAAUGUUAUUUACAAAUUAUACAAGUUCAUCGCGUGAACCUCGUUAGUGAACACACUGUAUAUUGUGCGCCAUUGAUUCUUGUAUAUGCGCGGCAUAAUAUAAUAUUAUAUACGGUACAAUCAUAAACGAUUUGUUCCGGCGAUAUCAUUCUGCUGGGGGGGGGGGAAACUGAUUAGUGGCCGACUGACUUUACGAAAAAUAAUGGUGGUUUUUUUUUUUUUUUUGGUUUUUUUGCUCGGCGAUUUUUAAAAUAAUAAUAUUGUAGCCCGUUGGAUUUUAUUUCCGUUGUUUUGCGCGUCGAUUUGACGGACUCGGGUGAGUUUAUAUAGGGGACGAUCAUCAAUCGCCUCAUUAGUUUCGCGUAUCUAUAGCAAAUUAACAACGCUAUAUUAUUCGAUCGCGUGAAAUUCAGCUAUCGUCUUCGCCCGCCGAUGCAUAUAAACAACUGUUUUAUUAAUAUUUUGUCACUUUUCGGUUAUUAAUAGAGCAACGGGAUUCAUAAGCUACACAAAACGAGUCUUUAAUUGUUCACGCCAAACUUCCUCCACCAUUACCACCACCGCCACCACUGGUAGGUAGGUCGCGAGUAUCAUGCUUCACGUCUUCUUGAAGGGUGCGCCACACGCCGUGGGAAAACUUCUAUAUAGUAUGGUAUCAUCGUAUAGAUAUAGUCGGCAUUGUGAUUUUGUAUGUGUGUGUGUGUGUGUGUAUGUGUAAAUAUAAUAUAAGUAGUGUGUGUGUGUGCGUGUACAGAGUCGAUGCCCUGUCUACUGUGGUCACCUCUCUUCCGGCCCGGGCCGGCUCACGGGUUGUAGAAUGCCGUUGGGUCAAGGCUAUAGAUGCUCCCGCCGCCACGGUGAUCGCCAUACAGACUCGCGCGCCCCGCGAUGCUUUCGUAGGCCAAUAAUUCUCCCACUGCGGUUUUCGUCGUUGCCACCGCCGUCACUACUGUCCGCCACUUCAAGAUCGCCACUAUGUGUGCGUGCGUGUGUGUGUGUGCGCGCUCAUAAGUGUAUGUGCGCGCGCGCGCGUGUGUGUGUGUGUGUGCCACCUGACCUAAAUUAACUCGUGUACCUGAUCCGCCCGCGGCGUAUAGGUGCGCGCUGACGAAAAAUAAGAAGUGAAAAAAAAAAUAAAAAUAAAAAUCGUCUGUACGGCCCGCGUGCAGCGUAGGUAUAUACGUAUAUAAUACGUGUACCUACCGAACCGGCAGAAACCGCGUGCGCGCAAAACUUCAGUGCAGAUUUUAUUAAUAUAAUCGUUUCCAAAUCCGCUUAUUAGUCAUACACAUUGCGGAUUGUAUUCGUAUAGAGUCUCGUACCGUUUUCAGAGCAUAUAAAACACGUAAUUUUUAUUCCUCGGCGUUUGCCUCGGCGAAAUGAAUGGGUACGUCGUUGUAGCGUUCCAAUAUGAAAAUCCUAAUAAAAUAAGCCAACACAAAAAAGGCACUAAAGAUCGCCGUGAGUUUACCUCAACAGUAAAUAAAAUUAUCUGUUUUAUUGAAUUUUUUAUAUGUGCAUUAUAAUAUACGAAGAGAGAGGGAAAUGAGUUAUCCGGCUUCCAUACAUUAAUUUAGACGGUGGGGAGUUUAGGUAUUUUAGGAUUUGGUCCAAAAAAAAAAAAAUGGUGUCUCCCAUAAUCCGGUUAGGACACCAGACAGGUUUGAUAAUGUCAGCCCCGGGGCCCCCUUCCUUCAUUCUUGUGCCCCUGCUCGUAUACACCACUGCCGCACGUGAAGCACACCCGGUCCCGUCGACGAUCAUUAUUAUUAUUAUUACCAGCCAUGGUUUAACCACGCACGCGCAUCAACUUUGGAUGGUCCGCCACAGCCGCCAACGGUUCAUUUGAAAUUCAUAACAGGUCCGAUACUGAUUGUAAGAAUGUCAGGAAUUUGACCGACUGCACCGCGAUGGGCACGCUUUCCAAAUAAUAUAAUAUGUCUCUCGCGCUGCUUACGAGCACGCGACGGCGCAGGUGCGAUGACGUCACCGGGACAUCCGCUCGUGUUUCGACCGGUGACUCGCUGUCCGAAGGAAAUCUGACCGGUCCCGCCACUGUUAUUAUCAUACACACACAAACACUUAAUUUUAUACAAACACGCGGUUCUAAAAGGCCGAACCCAGUGCCGAGGGGAUCGGAGAAGCACUGCCAGCUAGAAGCGUUCGUUUAGAAAAUAAAAGAGGCCCUAAAUUUAUAAAAAUCCGAAAAUUAGAUUAAAACAAUAUCAACAACACCGCAUGACAAAAACUGUCUAAAUGAUUAAAAUUAAAAACAUAUUUCCUAUAAAGCCUAUACGAAACAAAAUUGUGUCAUUCCGCUCAAAUUGAUUUAUUUUCGACCACAACUUAUGGAGACAAAGCGAUGUAAUCAGAAUUCACCUAAAUCGAGUAAAAAAUUUAAACCAUAGAAAACUACAAAAUAAUAAACUAUAGAUAACUAAAAAAGUAUUUUGGAAAUGUAUACUACGUUACCAAAUGCUAACAUGAGUAUUCGGUGAUCAUUUCUGGGUUCUACAAUUAUUUCCCAUUACAGAAAAAAAAAAUAAAUAUUCCAAUUUGUCGAGGUUUUCUUCGGUUUUCUACUAUUAUAAAGAAAACUCAUGGAAUAAUAAACAGUAACCAUCACAGGGUACUGGUUUCAUAUGCGAUCUACAUUUAUUUCUUAUAGAAUUUUUCGUCGCGAAAGUUUAUUAUUAUUUUAUUACAAAUUGAUAUUUUCAUUUUACUUUCGACAGGGCCUGAUCAAUCAAUAGGCUAAACAAACUGCAGCCUACGGUGCGGUUAAAUUGGGGGCAUAUGGAUUUCUCUCAAAUUGUUAUCUGUAUGUAUCAGUGACCAUAGGCGUAAAAAAAAAGAUCAUCGCGGAAUCAACCUCAGACUACUGGUGCCAAAUCCAUUAAUCAGUUCCUGUCUGUCAGUUUAAAUAUCGUUAUAUAGUCGUCCGUUGACUAUUGAAACAUUAUUGUUAAUUUUUUUUCGUCGUUAUUUUUAUUCUUAUAUAUUGUAUAUCCAUUAUGACGAACCCGACCAUAUUUAAUAAAAUUAAUUUCAAUAAUGGCAAAUCGUAUUUCAUUGUUUACUAUCGGUAGAUCGCUUACGAAACUAGUAAGCAAAAUGUAAAUGACAUGUACGAGACCGGUACCCGUAUAACCCAUCCCAAUGGGUUAUAUUGGGUUAUAUUGGGUCUCGCUUCUUCUUCUAUAUUAUACUAUACGCAAUAUCGGUUAACCAUUUUCCGUAACCUACAGUCGCGGCACGCAUACGGCCCGCAAACCCCUCGUUGAACGGUCUCACACGAUCCUCCACCCCCCCCCCCNCCCCCCUCGUCCGCCCGCCAAAAAACACACGCGUUAUAAGUAUUAUCGCAGUGUAUACAUGCGCGGCAUUGUCGCAACGUGACAGAAAUGUUAAAAUUCAUUAAAUCCAGGACGGCGCUGACAAUGAACUCACGGGCGAACAAUAGGAAUCCGCGACGUCGCCGCCCAACAGCCGUCAUCAUCCGAUUCAUGCGACCGAUCGACCGAUGGGAUACCUGUUGCCGCACUACGGAAAGUAGGUCGAUACGCCAAGGAAAAGAAAAUCGAAACGCGAAAUAAACACUAUAUGUAUAUAAUAUAAUUAUAUCGUAUGCCGCAUUGACGAGUCCGCUAAUCCGAUUAAUGACGUUAUUGCGGAGACGAAGAAAAUAUCGUCGUCAAUAAUAAGAAAACCAUUUGUCGAUGACAAAAAAAAAAAAAAAAAAAAAAAUAAGUCCACUAUAUACACGCGCGCGCGCGCAGAUUUUCUUUCUUCCUUUUUUCUUUUUUUUUUUUUUUUUUGUCAGAUAAAUACUUUUCAUUGAUGCCGCGCACUAUCCUGUAUACCUACUGUAUUAUCGCCGCGACAACACGCCUUGUGAAGAACAACUCGUUUCCAUGCAUCGCAUCGUUUUUCUGAGAAUCUUUAGAACAUAUAGAUUUAAUAAUUUAUCCGGCGCGCUUAAAACGGACACUGUACGGAAACCCGUUUCUUUCUUCCUUGUGAUGUUUUUUAUUUUUUUUUUCUCAUCUUUCAUUCUCACGCGACAGACUAUGAACGCCGUAGGUACAGGCUACACAGACGCAUUGAUUAUUCUUUUUGUGUUUUUUUUUUUUUUUUAUUUCUAAUAUUUUUCGUCAUUCAUUCGUUUGGUUGUAUAUACAAUUCACGGACAGCGAAAGUAAAUCGCACGUCGUCGUAAAAACUACAAAACGACUGACAUACAAUAAAAGACGCCCACGUGUUAUCGAAUUACCACGUGAUGAUGAGGACCCGACAAGGUGGUGGUACGACUGAAUACUGAUGAUGAUGAGUAUCAUGAGUUCUUGUCAAAAAGUUGUUUGUUUAUAAUCAUAGCAUUUCGUUUCACAACGUUAAAAAUCCGACACUUUCAUAAUAUAUAUAUUAAAUUUUGUAUAUUUUAAGAUUUUCACAUUUUCAAGGCAUAUUUCAGAUUUUAUAAUUUUUUGAGGGCAGCGAGGAAUGUAUUGGUUUUAUAUUAAGAUGUACAUUUUUUUUCAUGUCUAUUAACGAUUAUGAAUAACUUGUCAGAUAAACUAUUGCUAUCUGGGACUCUUCUAUCAGAAAUAUUGUUUCGAACUUCAAGCAUAGCACCUUUUCUGAAAGAAAAUCGUACAUAAUUAAUAAUUUAAUUUGUUGGUGGGUUUUCUUAAUAAUUAGCAUAAAAGGUAACAAAAACGGGAAAAUUUACCCAAUACGGUUUAUCGUUGCGUACAUGAUAUAUAACAAAUUAUAACUUUAUAUACCCUACCUUCCCAACUUCCCACCUACAAUAAAGAAACACCCGUCAAUACCUACUCUAUUUUAUUUUUUAAUCUAUUAAGUAAUCAAGCAAUCAAUAAAUACCAAUAAAUCGUUCAAAAAUUGUAUAAAUAUUAACUUAAGUAUCCGAGUUUUAGUCAUAUAAAUAUUUUCUCACAUUAUUUAUCAAUUCCGUUCAUUAUAGUAUGAUAGGUUAUAAUUUAUUUUCAAAAUAUUAUUAUUGACAAUCUGUAAUCGAAGGAAUUCUUUUCUUUUUUUAAUGUUUUCUCUUAAGACAAUGAACACCACUAAACAAGUACGUAUAGGGCCGUGGGGGCCCAUGAAAUCGUAUGUACUUUAAUCAUAUAAUAUUACAUAAAAUAUAGAGAUGUAAUACAUAUUAAUAGAAAAUUGUUAGUUUGACAUGUAUGACAUAACACAUAUUUUUGAUGUGUAAUUUUAUGUAUUGUAGAUUAGUAACUACUUAAGGGGAUUGGUUAACUAUUUACCACAUUUUAUCCGAUGUUAUUCAAUUUGAAAAUAUUUUUUUAGAUAAUAAAUUUCAAUGACCCCUAUAAUGAUAGACUUUUCCACUUAUCCGAUACCUAUUUAAGGGAAGGGGUACUGUUGUUUUAGGUCAAUAAAAAAUUUUUUAUUCAAUUUUGAAAAAUUAUUAUUAUUCUUUAUUUGUAUAUUCUUUUCUAUGAUAGGUAGGUAUGCAAUUGAAAUUAAUUUUUUAAUUUUUAUAAUCUUUAUCGUAAGUAAAAAUCAUAAUAUUUUAAGUACAUUUAUAAAAAUAAAAUAAAAUCAAUUCUCUUUAAGAUUUUCAUACAAAUAGUUAAAUUUAUAAUUCUAACAUAUCCCAGUAAACUGUGAAAAACUUAAAGAAUCAUAAUCCGUUUUUAAAAUUGAAAUCUGUCAAAUGCAAUUCCAACCGUUUUGUCUAGAUUCUAGAUCUAAAUCAAAUAAAAUGUAUACCAUCACGAAUCGCAUACAGCAAUGUAGAGGCAUCUAUUCUGCUAUUUGGUGAUAUCAGUUAUCUUUAAACCCUUUAUAAUUAAAAAUAUGCAAUUCUCCAGGCUAUUAAAACUUGCAUCAACGUAUAAAAAAGAAGACUGGUGGACGAAUUAUAUACUUCAGGAAUUAGAAGUAUAUUGUUCAGUACACAUCUGCAGGUAUUAAAAUAAUAAUAAUAAUAAUAUAUUUUCAACAAUAAUAUACAAUAGAAUAUUUUAUGUUAAAUUAAUUUUCACAAUAUUGCAGGACCCCCUAAAAUCUGAGAUUGAGCUGGGGGAGCCAUUCUCAUAAAUUUUCAAAAUACAUAAGACUAGUCAAAUAAACAAAAAAUUUCAAUCAUGUAAUUAUAUAAUAAUAUUAAGAGAAAAAUCUGACUCUAACGUAUAAUAAUAUAGAUUUGUAUACAAACUAAAAUUUAAAUAUUAGAUAGAUCUAGGUGAUUCACGUAUAAUUUAAACAACUCAAAAUUUUUAAAGUGAUUAAUAUUAAUAUUUAAUGAACUAUAUAAUCUUAAUCCUGUGUUUAAAACACUAUUUUUACCAAAUUCUUUUUUAACAUGUAGUACAUUUAUAUUAACAUUUGUUUUGUAUCUCGUGCUGUGCUCAUGGUAAAAUGGCAUCUGAUUAUUUUUUAAUUUAAAGGUGAGAGUUACUUUGUAAAAAGGUUUUCAGUUAAUAUUACUAAAUCACUUAUACAAGUUCUUACCGCAAUAAUCGAGAAUUUUAUUUAUGAUUAAUCUAAAAAUGUUAGUUUUCACAAAAAUUGUUCAAUGUUUGAUUUUUAUACUGCACCCACAGUUAUAGACAGGUACUAUAAUGUUAAUAUAUCUCUGUAUAAUCGCGGCGUAAAAUACCGUAAUUUUUACGGUUUUCAUCAACAUUUGAGUUUAAACCGCUUAUAAAUAAUAAAACAGCUAAAUUACGCUCAACUUUUUAUUUUUUUACUACUAAUUACAACUCAUAAUGAACCUGGUGUUAAAUUUUCAAGCAUUACUGUUCCACAUAAAACCAUAACAAUAAACAUUCAAAAAAAACAAAAAAAGUAAAAUCUCUUUAAAUAGCUCAAAAUUUGCAAGAAAUUUUACCACGUCUAAAAAAUCUAGAAUAAGUAUUCUGUAAAAAUUUCAGCUCUCUACACUUAUUUUUAACUGAUAUAUAAUAUUAAAGACGGACAUACUUCGCACGAUGGGUAGGCCACUGUUGUAGAUGAGAAGUUGGGAAGAUAAAUUAUAGAGGAGCAAUUUAAUGUAUAUCUGUACGCAACGAUUAAUCUUUGCUAAAAAAAAAUCAUUAUGAAUGGUGUUCGAUUACACAUGUUUUGAAAGACCGUAAUAUUAACGAUUUUCGUCAAAAUUUGAUGUUAAAAUUAUUAUUAAAAAAUUCUAUGUUAAACUCAAUUUUUAUUUUAUUUUUUUUUUUCCUGUCAACAAAGUACGACUUAUAAUAAACCUUCUGUUAAAUUUGUAAGCAUUUCUGUUUGGUCUAAUAAUUAUAUCCACAGAGUACCUACCGCGAAUACAAAUUAUGGAUAAAACUAACAAAAUUAAAAUGUUUAAAAUAGUUAAAAAAAUAUAUAUUGAAAAUCUUACCAUAUUUAGAAAAGAAAAAUAUAAGUUUUUUGUCCAAAUUUAAAGUCUUGACGAAUAUUUUUAACUGAAUCACAUCAAAAAACAAAAUUGUAAAAUAAAUACAUUUCAUACAUUUUCCCGGUUUUUUCCAAUUAUUAUAAAAACCCUUUGAAAAAUCAAAAAAUGACUUCCUUAAAGUACAAUCCAGAUAAAAUUUUCUCUCAGAAAAUUACUACACUUUAAAAUCGUUGCAACAUUUCUGGUAUAAAAAUUGCGUACAGAUAAAAAAUAAAUAAUAAACAUCAUUGUAAAAUCAAUAUAAUCCUCGCUUCGCUCAGAAUCUAAAAACAAAAUCAAAUAAAAAAAAUGGAACUUACGGUAUUAAAGAUUUGUUAAUAACGUUAAAUUUACCGUUUUUCUUAAGUUUUCCUCAGUUUUUCUAAAUUUGUUUUGAAAAUUGCUUGGAAAAACUGUCUUUCUAACUUAAAAAUAAGACAAAAUUAUUUGCUGAAAUGAUAUUGCUCUAAAAACUGGGAGUUAGAUUUUUGGUAGAAAACAAAAAUUUAAAUUAAUGAAAUCGUCAACCCCGUAAUUGUAUUCGUUUUUCGUUUAUGUUUUUUUUCCGGUUAUCCCAAUUAUUAUCAUCUCUAUUCUAUAUUACGUCACUUUAUAAACUAGCUAAACCCAAAUUGCAACGAAAAAAAAAAUUCCCAUGUAAUUUUUUGAUUGAAGUACAAAUUUUGGUAGACUAUUGUUUAUAGACAGUAAAUAAACAAAUUAGCACACGUCAUUAUAUAGUUAAACCAAUUAUUUACAUUACUCAAAACGCUCAGAAUCCAAAAAAUUAAAACAAUAAAUUACAAUUUACAAAUUUCUUUUCUGAGUAUAUUUUACUAAAUUGUCGAACAAAACUACACAUGUAUUUAAUAAAUUCGUAGGGCAUACAAUAUUCUACACAACUACUGCGAAUAAAUCGAAAACGGUUCGUUGAAACGCUACGAUCCAUCCCCCGGUAUAAUAAUUGAUAAAUGCGGUUUUGCCGCGGUCGUUUUAUUUUAUAUUCCACCGCAUUUUUCGGGUUUGUUUAUUACACGUUUGCGCACGAUAAUAUUUCCGUAUCGUAACCAUUGCCGAAGUAGUGAAAAAAAAUAUAUUUCGCUACCAGCCAAAUGUCAGAAAUUCAGCAUUGCGAUCGCGGCAAAGCUAUUAUUAACGGCCGACAGCUGCUGCUGCUGCUGCUGCUGCUGCUGCCGCUGCCGCUGCAGCCAAACGAAAACGUGCGGUUUACGUUUAGCGCAUUGUUUGCUACGAUGAAAUAUCGCUGCGUGUUACUGCGUCUAAACGGACGACUCGCAUGCGCGUUGUAAAAUUCAUAUUAUCAACAAUUGUUUGAACGAAAUCAAUAAUAAUAAGGUGCGCCGGCGAUUUCUAAACACCGCGACCGCGUGGAGAGACGUCCGGCCGUCUGACACAGAAAGUAUACAUGUCGCCGUGUCGGAACGGGGAACUACACGAACUAAUUAAUUAUGAAAUUCCGGUGUUGUACUCGUACCGUACCGAUUUCCUAUACGACUAUCGCACAUCGCCCGUGUAAAAGAUGCGCGCGUCCGAGAUGAUCGUGAGCGGAUUAACUGGAGUACCUAUAAAAAACAAAAGAAAAAGACGGUAUAUGCUCUAAAAAUCACUCGGACAAGCAUUCAAAGCGCAAUUAUUAUUAUUAUUUUAAUGACCUUGCGUUUCUUAAUUCAAGUUCGGAUACAUAUUAUAUAUAUGCCCGCUACGCUCGACUUAGAUUCGACCUACAAAACGUAAUCAUAAUAAUUGUGAAAAACUGUUCGAUACACUAUACAAGUACUACAGAGAAUUAAUUAAUUAUCUUUGUUUCGGUUUUUAUUUUACCGAGUUAAAAAAAAAAAAAUUAUGUACCUAAUUAUUGCGGUCCUCAAUUUAAUAAAACGAGUUCUGUAUAAUAAAUAAAACUGCACUUACCUACUAAAAUAAUACUAAUAAUAAUAGUAUAUUGAUAUUGUACUUAUUCAAAUUUGAACAUAUCAGAUGCAUGCAAUGGGUUUUCAGUAUUUCGGAUAAAAUUAUGUUCAGUGUGAUUCCUUCGUCACUCUACUGGCAAAUACAUAAUUAUAUUUUAUUAGUACGUGAGUGAAACAACCAAACAAAAGUUAUUUAAAAUUUAUUAUAAACAGUUACAACAUUUUUCAUUAUUAGACGUUUUUUCGCGUUGUUCAUUUAUACCUUUUAUACAUUCGCAGCCAUCGAGUCAUCGUAAUUUCUCUUAUCACCAAAACAAAAUGACGAUAACUAUCUACACAAAAGUAGACAACAUGAAUCAAUUAUCAAGAACCGUUAUGGGGUAAACUAUUAUUUACCGAGACGGAAACAAUGGUCAGAAAAUAAUUACAUUAUUGUCUUGUACUAAAAACGGCUCUCUAUCAAAAUAUCCCAUGUUCCUCGAUGACCCGUUAAUAUUUUUUUUUUAAAUUAAAUUAACAUAACUACUGUUAAGUAUUCGCUAUCAAUUCAUGUAUACUAAAAUAAAUCAUUACAAGCAAAAUUGAACUGACAUUUCAAUAGUAUAUAAUAAACAAAAUUACUAUUAUUGAUAUUGCUCGUGGGUUACCACUGUUGAAUGCGAGUAGUUGAGAAAGUAGGGUACAUGCAGGGUAAUUUAGUUUGUAUACUGUAUACAACGGAAAAAUGUGUGUAAAUGAAAAUCGAUUUUAAUUGGAUAACAUAGUAUAAGUCGUGGUUUUUCCCUUGUUUCAUUAUGGAACCCAAAAAUCAACAAAAGUCAAAAAAAAAAAAAAAAGGUACCUAAACUGUUGAAAAUUACUAUAAAUUUUUCAAACAAUGUACCGAUAUUAAUCAAAAUGUCUACAUCUUUGAAGAUAUGACGUUGAAAAAAUCGAAGCGUUCAAACUAAGUAACUGAAAAUAAAACACAUUCAAUAUUAACAUAACUUCAUCGUUACACACGAAAUUUAUAAUUAUGUAAAAUUGUAACGGGAUAUUAUAUUGUAACUCAUAUUACUCGUUUGAUUUGUUAUGAUUUAUUUUAUACCCGCAGUAUACAAAUUGUAUAAUAUCAUGCAUAAGCUUAUAUUCAUUUGCAUAUAUUCGUGUGUGUUAUACAAUUGUGUGUCGUAUACAAUUUAUUUAUCGGAUAAACGACGAAUAAAUGAAUUCGAGAACGAUUUUAUUCGACGCUCGUGUACGGAAACGGCAGCAUCAUUUAUUGAAAUUUUUUAAAACUCGUAUAAUAUUAAAUAUAGGUAAUAACGGUCGUAAUACCAUUUGCGCGGGAAAAAAAAAUUGGCACUGGUAUUCGGUCGGUAGUCGGAGCAGGGAAAACCGUUGCCAAGCCGAGUACCGGUCGUUCACAAUCGUAUAAAGCACGCAGAAGUCAUAAGUAUCGGCAAUUUUCGGCUGGUUAAUUUAUAUCAAUUGCGCUGCGCGGCUAUCGCGAUUUUCAAUGAGCGUGCAUAUUCACGUCGACAGCGAUCGGUGACUUUCCGUGCCCGUUUUUAAAACUCCCCAUGUCUCUCUCGCCCGCUCUCUCACUCUCACUCUCUCUCUCUCUCUCUCUCUCUCUCUCUCUCUCUCUCUCUCUAUCAAUCCCUAUCUCUCUGUGUCACGGUAAUGCUUUCGUGUCUCUCUGAAGAACGGUCGAGUACAAAAAAAAACCUCUGGUUUGUCGGACAAAACGUCAUUAGAAAAAUAAAUAAACGGAAAAAAAAAAAGGAAAAAACGUGCCAACGGUUAUCGUCGCGCAAACGAUUCCGGGAACUACACUGCAAAGCGCUGCAGACGGACCGGACAGACUUAAUUACGUACUGAUGGCACGUAUUACGGCUGUCGCCAUCCCCCGGACGCCCGUCCGCCGUCGUCGCAGGUGUCAGUGUCGUGUGAAUACCCUCCGCGGCCGCCGCCGACGACGACGACCUAUACCGUCUGCGCGAUUUUUUUUUUUUUUUAUGUUUUUUACAGUUAAAAACGUCUCGCGAUCUAUGGCCGUACGGUAUAAUAUGCGUCGUCACCACCGCCGCCGACUAACCUGCACUACCUCGCGACUGUAUUAUAGCAGACGGACCGGACCGCUUCGCCGAGAUACGUUCGCGCGCGCGCUCUCGCUACGCGGUCGAGAGAAAACAAUCGUCGACGAAAUGACCGCCGCGCGCGCACGAUUUUACGAUUAUCCGUUUUUAACGAGUGCAACAAAUACGCGCGCGCGCGCGCGACAGUACGGCUCUGCGCUGGACGUAUAAUAUAUACGCAAAACAACAAUAAUAACAAUAAUAAUAAUUAUUGUAUUGCAUACGCGCGCAUAACAUACGUACCUACGUAUAAUGUACGAUAUACGUAUACGCGUAUAUAUACCCACGUACAGACACAAUGAGCACGUGCAGCACCGCCGCCGUCGCGGCCGCCUCCUCGUAGCUGCACGCCGUCAUGUUCAUCCGUCCCUAUUUAACGGCCGUGCCAUUUAGAAAAUAAUAACGAUAUAAUACGCCUCAUCAUGAUGACGCGCGUUUGAUUUAAAUCGUUUUUCUUCUCGUUUUUGUUGUUUAUUUAUCUUGGUUUUUUUUUUUUUGUUUUUGUUGUUUACAGUGCGAUGCUAGAGAUGGGUGACAAGACCUGCAGCAAGACCGCCGCCGUACGGACCGCUUGGUGGAUCCUCACGUUCUCCGUGAGUAUAUAAAACCUAAUAAGGGCCUACGCACUCGAUUAGUGUUGGCAUAUCUGGAGACCGUUUUCCAGGGAGGAGCGCGUAUAUUAUAAUAUUAUUGUUAUGUAAACAAACAUUAAUUUUAAACACUUAACAAAAAUGUUCUCUAGUGGGAGGGAGGACCAAUUUUCCAGUUUCUCUCAUCAGUUACAUCACAGCCGGCUAACCUUCUUGGGUUGUCUUUAAUACGAAUAAACAGUAUAAUGUAUACAAUGUGCGUCAUCGUGUAUAUUAUUAUUGGCGUCCAGAAUAAAAAACAGAGAAAAAUAAAGACUACGAAAAAACAAAAAAAAAGGCCAAUAUUGCUUGUAAAUGUGCUGCUACUGUUUCGAGAGCGAAGUUGAAAUAAGAAUAAUCUAAUUUACGAGUAUUUCUGUAGGGGCUACGCAACGAUAAACCAUUCCUAACGAAAAACGAUAGCCAAAUAGUAUUGGUCGUAUUUUUCCCUUGUUGAAAAGGUAAUCCAGAAAUCAACUCAAAUUAUUAAAAAAAAUUCCCAAUUUUUUCCGUUUAUUAAGAAAACUACAAAACAAAUUUUACCAUCCCAAAGUACCCAAUUAGAUCAAGAAUGCUACAAGAAAAUUCCUAUAAAGUUAUUGUUGGAGCGAUGUUUCAGGUAUAACAAUUAUUUAACACAAAACAUUUAAAAAAAACACAUCAUAUAGUAAAACCAAAACAUUCCUCUCUUCGUUUAUAAUCUAAAAAUCAAAAAUAUUUACGAUUUAAAUAUAAUGACGAAAAAAAGUAACUGUAAAGAAAGGUAUGAUGGACAUUUUUAUUUUUUUUUAUUAGAAGUAGUAAAUACAUUCGGUUAAUUUAAUAAGACAUAAUAAUAUACAAUGUACACAGGUUUUUUUCAUAGCGGUUUUGAUAAUAAUAAAUAUAGGCACAUAUAUUGCUAAUAUAGGCAACAGAUAUUGUUCUAUAAGUACUAAACGAAUUAAAUAUACCCAAAUGAAAAUGUCCAUAACCAAGUCCCUACAAUGUAAGAACAAUAUGCAUAACAAAGUAUAAUCAACGAGAUACCAUAAAAACCCAACGUAGACAGUAUAGGUACAUAUUAUUGUAUUACAUGCACUUGAAUGUAAAAUAUAAUUAUACGAUUGAUAUUUUUUUCCAUAAAUGGGAAUUCUCACUAGAGCUUUUAGCGUUAGGAAUUUUAGAGUUGACCGUUAAGUGUCGUCAAUAUUAUUGAGUAUAUCAACGAAAAUUCGAGAAUUUGAUGAUGAACUCCAAAAAAUUAGAAUAAUUCAACUUAUACCUAUAGAGACAUAGUGUGUCAUGUAUUAUCGAAAAAAUGUUAACACAUGGGAUUCCUUUCCACAUUCCACUACAGUUUUCGCUCAACGCCAAACACAUUAUAAAGUCUUUCUUAAAUAGUAUAAUGUAUAUUAGUGAGAAUUGUCCUUAAUUUGGAAAAAAUAAACGAAAAUUAUUUUUCGUACACAUUAUUAUCUUUUCUUUUCCCCGUGUCCAGUAAUCCGUUCUUUUCUUCCGGUAUAGACCCCGUGAUAUUUCCCCGUUUAAGUUUCGCGCGCCAAAUGACCAAAUGUCACGUCGGGUCAAAGACAUAUAAACGCGCACGUGGUAGGUACACGGAAAUAUUUAUACGCUCGCACGUAUAUAUAUGCUGCGCAUAAAUACACUUAAUAACUUUUUGAGAAACUGGUAUGUCCGUGAAACGCGCGUCGUCGUCCUAUUAAAAUAUUAUCGUAAUAAUAUUGUUUUAAAAAAUAGCAGUGUUUGUGUGUGUGUGUGUAAAAACUGGACGGUGUUUAACAUAAAUACAUAUUAUCAUAUAGGUAUUCUCGCGCGCGCAUUUACAUAAACAUUUUUUUAUGCUACAAGUUAUUUUUCAAGUUCUAGGACAAGACGAGUUUUUUUUUAUAAUAAUUACUAUCAUUCGGUCCGGGGCGUUAUUGUUCCCUCGGGAUUUCUGCCGCUUUUCGACGAUUUAUUUUCAACGACCAAUUAUACACACGUAAAAUAGAUAUUAUAUAGGUAUUAGGUACCUACCUACUCGUUUCAUACUUUAUUAUUAUUGUUAUUGUCUCUCGCCCGUCGGAAAUCCGUAGUGUACUCUAAACAGUAUAAUAACAAUAUAAUUUAUAAGUAUUUCUUUUUUCUUCUUCAAUCGGCGUAAUCGACUGCUCGUACUUGCGAUGCAUUCAUAUAUUUCACGAGAGUAAAUUGGCAAAAAAAAAAGAGAAAAAAAGAGCUUCUGUUUUUGAUGACACCCAUCAGCAAUUAAUGCGCCACUGUUGUAGUUGGAGAGUUGAGAAAAUGGAAUUCACAAAAUCAUUGCUAACAAAAUACGAUUCUGAACGAAAUUCCGUUAAAUGUUUUUCAAAAUGCGAUUUUUAUGAUUUUUAUCAAAACACGAACUGUAAAUGCACAUAAGAAAAAAAUACUAAAAUACGCUCAACUUUUUUUUUUUUUUUGAUCGUCAAGUGCAACCUAAACCUCUAGUAUAAUUUACAAACAUCUGCUUGGCCAAAACAAUGGUAUCCACAUAAAUUCAAUUAAAAUCUAAACAAAUUCGAAAAUGACAAAUGCCCAUAAAUAGAUCAAAAUUUAAAAAAAAAAAAAUGUUGAAUAAAGUAAAUACUUUUUGAAAUAUCGAGUGGAUCACGCGUUUAUUGUACUAUAUUUGCAGAUAAUAUAUGUAAGGUAUUAAACAACAAUCAUUGUCUUGACGCGGUUCUCGUCAAUGGGUUUUUAUCUUUUCUCCUCUUCUUGUGAGGUCACAAACAUCGGGCAGGCGGUCCGAGUCACGUGCUUUACUGGUUACCUAAACUGGUGUACCGUUGGUUUUGAAUGAAACACAUACACAACUGGUUUUCGUGUGCUCCCUAUAUUGAGCAACGACCAUAAUAAUGUUCUGUUUAGAUUUAUUUUUUCCCCGCUAUACGUUUGCACAACAGACAAACAUUUUAAUAUCAACAGUGUAAUCGAGAAUAGAGAAUAUAGGGUUUAUAAUAAGAGAAUAUAUCGCAUGUGAAUCAUUUUACCAUAGUUAUACCACGACGAUUUGACAAAAUUGUCUAUUUUUUCCAUCUACAAAAACAAUAUUAUUCUGCUAGAUGGACGUUGGACACAAUAUUUUCUGACAUCAACCAAUCGCCGACCCAUAGUGAAAACCCUAAUUUUACAACAACUUAAUACUGUUUUCAAUAGUAUAUCUAUGUUAUAUAGUAAUUAUAUAUUCAUUGGUGCAAUAAAAAUAUAAAAAUUCGUAUUCUUAAUCAUUUUUAGGAAUAUAUUUUUUUAAAUUGUUUGUUUAGCGUUACGUACCCGUUAACAUGUAUCUCUAUUUUGUUUAUUUUCCAGGAAAGCAAAUUUAUAGAAUUAUUUUGGUUAAUUUUGAUGUAUUUAUGUUGUUUUACGAAUUAAAAAACAAUAAUAAAAGGACUUACCUGAAUUUUAAGUCCAACGUACGAACCUACAGAACCUAACCUAACCCCAAAGAUAUUGGAGAUACGUGUUAUUUAUAUUAAAUUCAAUAUACGUGUUAUCACAUUAUAACGAAUUUGAUUACAAAAAACGUGGUUUAUUUAUAAAAGUGAUUAUAGAAAUACAACCACACAAAAAGUUCUAGAUAUUUUGAUACCAACACAUUAUUUUUGAUAAUCUGAAGAUACCUUUUGUUUGCGUAACGUUAGUGUUCAUUAAGUUUUACUGGGCUUUUUUUUCACGGGAGUUCGGUCCUGAAUUUCACGUAAUAUAAAAAUCUAAAGUAUAUUUAAUAAUAACACGUAUAGUGCAAUAGUGCUAAACAAGUAGGUACUAUAUAGAAAUUGUUGGCUUUCUUGCAGUUAUAUAUAUAUAUUAAUAAUAAUUAUCGUUUGCCGAUCAUGAUGCUUUGCUAUUUAUCAAGCCACACGCAGAUGUAUAUUUUGCAUGAAUCAUUCAAUUGUGUAUAUCGCAUGAAUUAUUUAAUACGUUUGUGACUAAGACAUCGGCCGACUACUGGUUUUUUUUAUUUUUUUUAUGGGCCAAUAAUGAUAUACUUUAAUCACGUAGGUACCUGUAUAAUAAUAGCCGAAGAAACGUAUUCAAUUAAGUAUAGUCUACCAUAGUACCAAGCAAAGUACUUAUAUAUACCUACCUAGGUGUAUAAUAUAAAUGCGCGAUAACUGCACUUUAGUUUAUAAGAUGUGUUUAAAGACGAAAACCUUUCGAUAUAUAUAUUUUUUUAAUUUUCAACCAUUGAAAUAAUAUAUAUAUAUAUAUAUAUAUAUACACGUGUAAAUUAAAUCCGUAUUAUAUAUCAUUAUCUGUAUAAUAUAUAUUGUCCAUGUGUGUAUUAAUAAUGUAUUAUACACAGUAAUAAGUAUACCUAAUAGCAUUUUAUUAACUUAUUAUUCGACACACCACUGUGUUGUGGAAAAAAAACAGUAAUUAUGCACCUAAUUUUUCGUGUAUAGACACUUUGAAACGCCAUUAUGUACCAACUAACCGGAACGAGUAUAUCAACCCUACUUAAAAUCAAACGAGAUACUAUUAUUGUAUAUUAUAUGCAUUUUUUUUUUUUUUUUACUAAAAUUAUCAUAAAAAAACUGAAUAUAUGGCUUUUAAACGUUUGUAUCAUGUCCUUGUUCUAUUUCCAAGAAAGAAAAAAAUACAAAUCACUGUGUAUUGUAAUAUAUAUUUUAUAAGCAGGCAAUUAAAUUUUUAAUGAAAUGAACAUUAAAAUCGAAUAAUAUGAAGUAAAGAUAUACUAGGUAUCUAAAAACCGUUCGUAUACUUGCUUAAAGCCAUCAACGACCGUCAUUAUUUUAUUUAGACCGUGAGUGUUAUCAUCUUUUUAUCUGUGAAUAACUGUGAUAACUAUUGUAUUUGUCUAUUUACCAUUUUCAUCACGGUAUCCAAGACCGUUAUUGUUAAUAACAUUGCAUAGAUACAAUAAUUGUCAUAAUAGUAUUAUAAAAGUGCAGGUUGAUAAUACCCACAGACUUAAAAUUAAAUAGCAGAUUGAAAAUUGUACAUAAUUAUCACCGAUUAGCAAUCUAUAUAUGAUGUGAUAAAUAUCAUUUUUCUGGUCAAAUUAAUUCUUAUUUUACUCAAGGUUCAUUGAGUAUAUUCUAAAAUUUUCAGAGCAAAUUUCACGAAUACCGACACAUUAUCUUGUUUCCAUUUUUUAAGUUAUAAAUAUUGAAAAUCGUUUUAUUGUAGACUUUUACUAUAUAAUUUAAUGAGGAUUUAAAAAAAUCACAUUAGAUAUAGUACCUACGACAUUAAAUGCUAUAAAAAAUUUUAACAAGAAAAAUUGUAAAAAAGUAUUAUUUAGCAGCAUUACCUAUAAAUAUUUAUUACGUUAACUAAAGAUAAUCAUAUAUACUUAGUUGUAAUAGCUUACGAACUAAAAACAAAUUAUAAUCUACGUAUUUGUUCUUUUACUUCAUUGCUUAUGCUUACAUUUUCGAAUUUCCCAAUUUUGUCAGCCCGAAUAAAAGAUUACAAUAUAAUAAACUUAAUCAAUUGAAAAUGAAUCUGAGUUUAAUGUUCAUUAGUAAGUAAUGAAACUAAUCACUAAUAACUAACAGAUACCUAUAGUAAUCUGAUCCUAAAAGUAUAUGUAUAUUUUAUAUUACCUAUUGACCAAUUAAACAAUUAUCAAUACCAUAUACUGGCUAUACUGCACAAUAAAUUUCAUUAGCUAAAUAUUUAAAUAAAUAUUAGCAUAUUAUUAUUUGAAAAAAUAUAAUUUUACCUAAUUCGAAUUAUUUAAUGUCUGACAAUAAAUAUAUAGAAGUAGAGGUUAAUGAACGAUCAAUUACAACCGAGUUAGUAUAACUUUUUAUACGAAUCAUUAUAGUAUAAUAAAGAUGUAAAAUUGUUUCGACAUGUUUAUAUAUUUACUGAGUAGGUAGUGGAUACUAAUGGAAAUAUGAUGAUGAUAUAUUUUUAUUAUCACAUACAAGUAAAUGUGGAUAUUUGUGUGCAUUUUUACUAUCUAGAUAUAUUAUACUAAACUUGAACUGAACAAAACUUUUUGAUCAUCAAUAUCAGCAAUGGGUACUCUCGAUAAAUGUUAAGUAUAAGGCCCUAUAAUAAUAUUUUAAUGUGUUCGAUAUUCUGUUUUAAAUUUAAGAUUUGAACAGCUGUUAAAAUUAUUAGGUACUGAUGUGUGACCGAUAAACCGUACCACAAAAAAGUCGAGAAAUUUCUAUCCUUGGAAUGUGUUGGGCAGAGUAGAAUAAAUUAUACACGAUUUAUUAUUAUUGAAAUUAUUACAUUUUGAUCAAUAGCUGGUCUAUUUUACACAUUCCGAUCACCAACAUGAAAUAAAAUUUCCUAUAAUAUUACAAUAGUAUAAUAUUCUUAAGUCUUCAACAUUCAAAUCACAUAUUUUCAUUCAAUCAUACGAUUCGUUUUCCCUCAACAAAACAAUCCUGUUCUACUUUAUAUAUAAUCAAAUCGUUUUAUUAUUUUCUUUUAUAUCUACGUACGUGAUACGUAUAAUAUAAUAAAUAGGUAUUAAGCUGUCCUACUAAUACUGUAAACGCGAAUUAUAAAAUAUAUAUAUAUAUAUAUAAUAUUUAUUUAAAGAUCCUACUAAUUGUUACGAAAUCGUAUUAAUCUUUUCUUUUUUUUUUAAUAAUUAUCUUUUCUUCGGACUUCGUGGGAGCUAAAAUAAAUUUGCCUAAAUUAAAAUAAUAAAAGUAAUAACUAACGUUUUUAAUAAUAUGUCUGUAUAACAGGGAAUUUAGUGUAUAUCUGUAAGCGAAAAACCAUUGCUCAAGAUUCUAAGCGGAAUUCAGUUGAUAGUGAUGCUUUGUCAACAAUGUAGAAAUCAUAUCAUGACAAAAUUAUUGAAUAGGCAUAAUAUAUUUUCUUUAAAAAAUAUUUGUUUAGUAUUGUACUGAUCUUCGAGUUUUUCCCGGUUUUCAUACUUGCUGGGAAAAUCGAAAAAUAACUCCCUAAAGUACAUUCCCAGUUAGAUUUUCUUUCAGAAAAAGUGCUAUCAUUGUAAAUCGAAGCAAAAUUGCUUAUAGAACAGUUGUUCACAGAAAAAAAAAAAGGCCAAACUAUUUUUCAACUAAUGUAGGUAACAUAAAUUCGUACAUUUUCCCGUUUUUCCUCAGGUUUUUUUUUAGGUUUUUCAUAUUUGAUAAGAAAACACCUGAGAAAAUCAAAAAAUUACCUCCCUAUAUUGUACUACACCAAGAAAAUUUCUUUUUAGAAAAGAGUCGACGUCGUAUAUAACGAAGUAAGCUUUCUGGUAGAAAAGGUGUUCACACAUAUAAAAAAAAAAAAAAAAUAAUAAUUAUCAACAUCUUUAUAAUACCAAUACAUUCUUCACUACACUCAUAAUGUAAAAUUAAAGUGUAUAUUAAAUUAUUUUCUAAAUCAAAUAUCUACAAUCAACUUUUGUAAUAAUAUAUAUUAGUACAGAUUAGGGGUGGCAAAUUAUUUGAACAUGACCAAAAAUGACCUUUUUUUUUUCAAGUGUGCCAUGAAAAAUAUUAUAUUCAAUAAUGUAAGAAAAAAAUUAUCGUAAUUUAAUUAUAUAAUUAAUGUAUUAAUAUAAAAAAAAGGUUAGUUUAAGUACCUACAUAAUAUAAAAUUAAAAUAUUUGAGUUUUUCGUGUGCCCUCAAAAUCUUAUUGCGUGCCACUUCGAACACGCGUGCCAUGGAUUUGCCAUCCCUGGUAUAAAUUAUUCCAUCAUUCUUCAUUAAAAUAGGUACCUAUAAUACGUAAACGAGUAAGUAGAUAUAGAUGGACUGUACGUCCAUCAGUGUUGAGAAUAUUGUCUUAGAAAUAUUUAUCUUUUCUAGAUAAAUAAUAUACGAUUGUAUAUAUCCGAGAAUUAGGGAUAACAUUUCAUUACAAAAGACAUUUUCUAACAGUAUUUUAUCCCAAAGGGGUAACGAAGACACUUGUCCCCCGAAAUCAAUUUUUAUUAGUUAUUUAUGUUAUUUCAAUGUAUUUUGUUAGGCAUUACGGAAAAUAGUAGGUAAUAGUAAUAAUAUAGAAUUAUUAGUGCCUCCUAGGCUCCCACAUCCCUAAUAUUUUUUCUGACUACACUACUGUUUUAUAAUAAUAAUAAUUCUAAUACCGAAUAUAAACUUUUAAGAAUAAAUAUUACAAUAUACAGUCAUAUUAUUAUACUAUUAUUAUUUCCGUUAUUUGAACUCAAAUACACAACACCGAUCCUGUCAGUGGCGUAGAACCCUAUCCUUAAGUAUGCCGGCCGUCAUAGAUAAUAAAGUGGGUGGGUGGUAAAUGGUGUAGUAAAAAAUGUAGUUCAUAAUAUACUCAAAUAAUUAAGUGUAAAAAGACAAAUAUUGCGAACUACCUAACAUUAUAUUAUCUCGAACGUUGCAAUAAAAUAUGAUUCAAAAGAGCGAAUUUUCAUAAAUUUAUUUACCUGCAGUAUAAAACUGCUGGUGAGGAAGGUAGAUAUAGCAAAUUGUACACUCGCCAUAGAUAAUUUUUUUAGUUCGGCCUUCGGCCCCACUUGAUCUUAUUACCUAGGCAUUUAAUUGAAAACAUUUUCUUAUUUUUUUUUUUUAAUGUACAUUAUUAGUGCAUUACUAUAAUAAAACAUGCACUAAAAACCAUACACCAAGCUAUAUUUAAUCAUCAAUUAAUUAGUAGUUUGUUGUUGAAUGUUAAUAUAUUUAUGUAGGUACUCAACUUAUUAUUCGUCAAUUAUGAAAAUAAAUUACGCAGGACAACCAUAGGUAUACUAUAUGUAUAUUGUAUAUAGUUAUAAUUUAUUAUUAAUAUAAUAUUUACUGCAGUGCAUACGAUUUUUUAAUAGGGAUAGAGGAAGAUUUAAAUCCAAAAAAAAAAGUCCAAGAGCCGGUUAAUAUCUCACAUAGCAUUUUACAAUGUGUAAACGUUAACAUUGAAUUUAAUUUUAAAUCCUACAAAAUCAAUGUUUGAUACAUUUCAUUUAAGUGUUUAUUUUUAAAUAUUUUUAAUAUAUUUUAAAUUUUAAAUAAAAGUUUAAAUUCAAUUACAAAGUAAAUAUUGAAUAUUAAUUUUUUACUGUAUUAUAUAGAAUAUAAUAUAAUACAAGGAUGUUCUACUGUGUUUUAUGGAUUUUAAUACCUCUAGCUGUUAAUAUUCAACUGUUUUUAAUUAAAUUUUACGUUAGAAGAUCACAUAUUAUAUUUACUAUGUAUGUAAGACAAAUUAAAUUUAUAGCUUCACAUCUUUUAAUCACAAAAAAAAAAACUUUAUGUAUUUAUUUUUCAAUAGUUAUUUUAUAUAUUAAGAUUAAAAAGGCCAAUGUGUACUAUACAUUCAUGUUUGAUAAAUGCCUUCUGAGUAAUAGCCGUUUAAUCUAUAAUAUGUUCAAAUUCCAACACAAUAAAUCAUUUGUAAUGGGUAUAGAAUAAAAUGAAGACUCACAUAUUGUAAAAAUAGUUAUCAGUUAACAGUUUCAUUGAGAUUGUGAUUCCCUAUCGUGUCUAUCAAAUAUAGUUUUUCCACACCCCUUCUCUAAAAAUUAAAACGGAAAUUACUAAGAAUCUAUACAUCAAAUAUGUACGUAUGUUUGAAAAAAAUUGUUUGACUAAUAUCCAUUAAGAAUCACCAAACCUAACCUUGCCAAAAAUUAAGGGGUGGUAAUACAAAUUUAAUUUUUCCUUAUAGACGAGUAUAUGUAUACCCCUCGGAAAGAAAAUCCGAUUGACGAAAACAUUAAAAUAAAUCGAACAUUUACAAAGAUAUACAAAUCCAUAGAACAUGGUAGAAUAUAUAUAUAUACCUUAUAUAUAUUACGGAUGUUUGUAGAUUCAAUAUUGAAAAUAUUAAAAAUUAAAUAAAUCAUCUUACUACGUAGUUUAAUAAACAUAAAAAAAACUUGCAAUAGACACUUCAAAUAUUAGUUACCAAUUAAAAGUUUUUAAAUCUACUCCUAUUAUCCAUUAAACCAUUUUUAAGUGUCUACUAUUAAAGAAUUAGGUAAUGUGUUGCAAGUAGGUACACCUAUCAUAGAUACACCUCUUGACCACCUAAAUUAAGACAUUAUCUUAUCGCUUCUAUUAGAGAAAUAUGUACUGGUUGUACCCCAUAAGCGUGGAUAAACAUCUAUUUGCACAUUAUUGUUAAUUCGUCAACUAAUGACAAACUACGCAACGUCGUCGUGAUAGUAUUUAUGCAAAAAUAUCAAAUAAAAUUAAUAAUGAUACAAAUUAGAUAAUAUAGCAUUAUAGCGUAUUAUCCGUGUAUAUUACCAGUACCCUAAUACACGUACCAUAAACAUUUGUUUGUAAAUUAAAUAAGUAUUUCGUACGUCAUCGAAUCAUAGGAAUUAAAUAUGUAGGUAAUAUUGUUACGUAUAAAUGUCAUUUAAUAUAAAUUCUGGACAUGGUACAUUUUGCCGGGACAAUCUCGCACAAUGUCCGGUCAUUGUAAAAAAAAUUAUUCUUAUACUACCCGAAAUGUUUCCUAUUUUCAGUAGGAGUUCCUACUUUGCUCGUAACAUGCGUAUAUAUUGUAUAUUGCAUUAGUUAAAAUAUAAUUAUUUAGUAUUUAAAACUGUAUACAAUAAUUUUAUUCUCGCAAUUAUUUUCUUUUAAUCGUCACCCACGAUUAAUUUAAACGUGCUGAUUUCGAUAAUUAUAAUUAAACAGAGCAUAACGUGAUGUGCAUUCAAAUUUUUUAUUUCGUAAUUAUUACGGCGGUGUACCGAGUAAUUUUCUCUAUAUAUAUAUUUUUUUUUUUUUUUUAAUGUUAUAGAAAAUGAUAAAUCCUCAAUAAAACAGUAUUAACUAAUUUUUUUUUUGACAAUUUAUAGAACAAGCAGCUUUAAAAUUUUACAUUACUAUUUUUUUUUUCGUUAUACAUAGGAGUGAAACCACUACCCGUCUUUAAUAAUCAAAAUUCCAUAAAUAUAUGACAUAUUUUUGGUUCAAAUACAUUUUAGUGUAGAAUAAAUACAAGCAUUAUUUCCAAUGAUUGUAUGCGAAAAUUUGUUUUCGUGUUUUCGCAAUCUAUUUUAGAUUCUAAGCGUAGAACAAAGAAUGUAUGGUUUUAGUAUUAUAUAGUAUAUAUUUUUUCCUAUAAACAAAAUUUCUACCGAAAAUCUUGCUCCGAUUUUCAAAUGUAUCUCAUUAAUCAAAUUUUGUCUCGAUGAUGCAUUAAGGAGAUUAUUAUUUGAUAUUUCUUGUUAGACUAUAGUAAGACCACAAUAUUCCUUUGGAAUUUUUAGAACGAAAACUGCGUACAUUCGUGUGUAUGCACGCUCGUGUAUUUAAUCAUAAUAUAAUAAUAAUAAUAUGUCUUUAUUUUGCAAUAGAAUACAGGUAAUACGUCAUAAAUAUAAGAUAAAGUUAAGGUGCGAAGCCCAACCAAAAAGUAGAGCUUGUAAACGGUUAGGCUGAGUUCAGUAUCUAGCUAUGAAAAAGUAAAAUAGCAUAACAAUAAUCAGAAACAAACAAAAAAAAUAAAAUAAAAAAUAAUAUUUAAUGUACUUACAUAACAAUAUUAAUAGAAGUAAACACAAUUACAAAGUAACUGAAAAGAUUAACACUUAAAUAAUAAUGAAAUGUAUUAUACUUUAAGUAUAAAAUCAAUAUGUGUUUUGAAAUGUCAUAUAACUACUGAAGUUAUCCAUUAUAAUAUUGUAUUUACGUAAUAAAGCAAUGCCGUUAAAAAUUGGUCUUUUUGAAUCAAAAACAGUAGUACAAAAAGGAAUUACACUCAAGUUACAUUUAAGUUUUAACCUACUGCUAUAAUAAUUAUGUAUUAUAUAAUCUUCGCAUUAAGAUUGACUUUGUACAUAAAUUGGCUUAAAUAAAUUACAACGCACAAAUAAAUCAUGAAAAUUAAAAAUUAUGCAUAAAAUAUUAUUUAUACAUAGAUAAAUUGUAUUUAAUAUUAUAACACGGGUUUCGUUCUACAGUUGGUGCAGAACACUUUGAGCGUCGGCGGUGGUGGCGGCGGCGACCGCAGUGGCGGCGUAGGAGGCGGCGGUUCUGGCGAAAUAUGGCCGCUGAAUCGGCCGGACGGCAUGCCAGUGAUCCAGUCACUCGAGGUCAUGUGUGGCAAGGAUCAUAUGGACGUGCACUUGCAGUUCACGCAACCGUUUGAGGGCAUCGUGUCGUCCAAAGGACAGUACGCAGACCCGCGGUGCGUAUACGUGCCACCGUCAACCGGGAAAACGUUUUUCACAUUCCGCAUAGCGUACGCGCGGUGUGGUACCAAGCCCGACCUGAACGGUCAGUUUUACGAGAACACGGUGGUCGUCCAGUACGACAAGGACCUGCUGGAAGUGUGGGACGAGGCGAAGCGGUUGCGUUGCGAGUGGUACAACGACUACGAGAAGACUGCGUCCAAACCGCCCAUGGUCAUAGCUGACCUGGACGUCAUACAGUUAGACUUUAGGGGUGAGUAGUUGCUACGGUUGCUAGUCCUUACCUAUAGCCGCCUACCAGCGAAAUCAUCUAUCCGACAGAAAAUGAUAAUUCUGACUUUCACAUUUUGGAUUUCUAGUUAUCAAGGCUUGGGACUUUAUGCAUUUAAAAUUCACAUAAAAGAGUUCAAAACGCCAAAAUAGCCAUAAAAGAAAUAUCUAAAAAGCAAAAAUGACAGAGGGCUUAGAGAGGUUUAAAAUUUCAACCUCCACUCACCAUAACGGAUCUAGCCAUAAAAUAUAAUUUUAUAACACUACAAAAACGAUUAACACAAAAUAAUUUUUUUUAUAAUACUCAGGAUUUUAUUUAAAAACUUGUGUUAAUAAUUUUUGCAGUGUUCAAAAAUUUUAUUUUAUAAGUUAUAGAGCCAUCAUUAGAGGAAGGACUUUUAAAAACAUACUACCAUUUUUUUGUUUUUUUAAAUCCGUCUUCGAGGCUUUUUUAACAUUCUUGAACGCUUUUUUGUGGAUUUUAAGCGCAUAACAUCCCGAUCCCUGCUAAUUAUACUAAUUACUAUCCUACUGUUAUAAAUAUAAUAACUGUCUAAUAUUAUUAAUUGUAUAGUACCUCAAAAUAAUUAUUUUCAGAGACGGUUUUAGAGGAAUCUAUAAACAACACACAAUUUAAGUUUUUUUUAAUAUUUUAUAAAUAGAAUCUCUACAGAAUUUAUGAAUAAUAAUCCAAAUUUUAAUCUAACUGUCUAAGUGCAUCGAUUUAUAUAGUUAAUGAGGAUAACAUCCGUUUAAUUACGCCAUAGGGUGAAUAAUAAUCGAAUAUAAAUAAAUUGCUAUUGACUUUCUCGCAUCUAGUGCAGAUUCAUUCAUAUUAUUCCUUCCUUUAGAAUCGUAUAUUCGAUGCGCUGUUUUAUAGCCUCUUCAAAAUAAUCGUGUUUCGUCUUGUGUUUGAAAAGUGAUGGAAUUUAUUAGAGACAAUUACCAUUACUUUGCCUAUACUUUAUCUUCCAUAUUAAUUAAAAACGCAUUGUUUUUAUCGCAUUCGUAUUCUUUGCACGUUAGUUUAUUUUAUAUAAUAUACUUUUAUCACUUUCGGGUGCCACGCAAAAUAACGAGUUUACUGUCCAUUUUUCUCCGCUGUAAAUAUCAUAAAACUCUUUUAAAACAUGCAGACGUCUUUCUCUAGUGAAUGUAUUCUCUAUUUGUAUAUAUUUUAGCAAUUUUUCAGUUUUAUCCACUUUAUCAUUUCUGAACAUAUACUUGAAUAAUAGUGUUCAAAAUAUUUGUACUAUAGCGUAAUUUUACCAGUUAAAUGUAUGGUCCAGUACUUAGUACAGUUAUAAAUCAGUGAUCAAAUUUAAAAAUGAACCUUCUGUGUACAGUGCUCAAAUUGGAAAAAAAAAAGAAGAGGAACUAUACAAUUUAGUAAAAAUUAGUGUUCCUUACAAUUAUUGGACUCAAACUGACCCAUGAAGGGAUAUACCUCACUCAUAUUAAUUUUUAAACAUAAAGCAGUAAUUAACAAUUUCCUAAGACAAACACUAAUAACACUACUGUACACUUUUUAUUUUAAAUUAUACGAUAAUGAUUACAACUAUGAUUCUACUAAUAAAAUAUGUACUCGUAUAUUUAUUAUUAUUACUUAUAUUUUAUUUCUGUAUGUGAACAAACUUUCUAUCAGAAAUCAUACUCCGACCAUUAACAUGAGACGUGAUUGUUUCUAAUAAACGUAUUUGUCUCUUUGAUGCAAUGAGAUGGUUAUUUUUCAAUUUUCUUUGUAAUAUUCUUAAUUAUGGAGAAAACCAUAGAAAAACGUCGGGAAAAUUUUUAACUGGUACAUUUACACAGUAACGGUUUCUAUUGUAUUCUAUUUUAUUUAUUAAGUGAAAAAAAAAUUGUAGAGGCCGAACAUUCCACUGAAUUUUUAUAUAGGUACAUUCUCUUAUAUUCAGCUUUUUCUAGACAUGGCACAAUUUUUAAAACAUCCUAUCAUUUGUUCAGUUAUUUAUAGCAUUUUGAAAUUUUCAAGUUUUUAGGAUUUUAUUUGGUUUUAUAUAACUAAAAUUGUUUUAGGAAGUUGCAAUUAAUGAGGAAAAAAAUACAACGUAAUGUAGAAGGGCCCGGGAACGUAGCCUCUUAUUUUCGGCUCAAGUUUUACAUAAAACAAUUGAAAACUAAAGACAAUACAAAUAUGUUAUUUAUUUUGAAUUCCAGGCGACAACGUUGACUGUUGGAUGGAAAUACAACACGGAAAAGGCCCAUGGGCUCCACCAGUUAGUGGUAUAGUGCCUUUGGGUUCUACGUUAACGUUAGUGGUGGCCAUCAACGACUAUAGAGGUAAAAAAUUAAAACACUAUAUAAUACAUAAGAGUACAUUUUUAUAACGGCACCAAUAUUAUACCAAGCAUAACAAAGUAAAAGUUAUCUGUACAUAUAAUACGUGUAUAAUAAUAUUGAUCAUACUGGUUGUAUAUUUACAACCAUAGCCCCGUGUAUUUUUUCGUUAAAAAAAUUUUUGAAAAAGUAUAAAUUACUUGUGUAAAACUUCAAAGUUUAUAAUCGCUACGUAGUAAAUAUAAAUCAUACAAAAAAACUGUCAAAUGUACGUUAUUUUUUUAUGUUAUAUCGAUGUUAUCGUUGCGAUCAUAUUUUAUCUUCCCUUAUAUCACCGAAUCCUAAUUAUUAUUCCCGUAUAUUAUAAUAAUAACGGUAAUUUGUCUACGAUGCGCGUUGCUUGCAGUUGUGUGUGAAAACCUUCAUUCAUUAUUAUAAUUAUUGUUAUUGAUAAAUAUCUAACUAUAUAUAAAGUCCACUUAUUGCUUAAUAGAUAAUUUAAUUAAUUAAUAAUUAUUUUUAUGCACGUACAGGUGAGUUCGACAUGCGAGUGAAAUCUUGCGCCGCGUCCGACGGGGGCGGUCACGUUAUUCAGCUAACAGACGACCAAGGUUGCGUUUUGCGACCGAAAAUGAUCAGCGGUUUCUUGAAGGCCCGGACAUCCGACGAACGAGCAUCCGUCAUCACGUAUGCGUUCUUCCAUGCAUUCAAGUUUCCGGACGCACUAAGUGUGCACAUCCGAUGCAAGGUGGAGAUAUGCCGUCACGGAUGUCUGGACCACUGUCAGACGGACGAACGGUCAGCCGCAAACUUGUUACAACAACAACAGCAACUACCUGUCCAGUACGGGCCGGUGGACAGAAAGGACCAGCAAAACGAUCAGUUGGAUUAUGUGCAGUCCGUCGUUGUCAACACGGACCAGCCAAGUGCACAAGCACAGACUGCACUACACACACCGUUCACCACUGCCGGCCACUACAAUAAACCGCAACCACCUCAAAAGGUACAUACAAAUUUUAAAUAAUAGUAAUACAAGUAAUUUAUAUUAUUACGUUUCACGUAAAUCAUUACCUUCUCGCAAUGUCUAAGAUUGAAUCAAAUUAAAACAAAAAAAUGUUAGAAUUCACCACUGAAACAAUAUCCCCCGUUUAAUGAUUUAUAAAACACAAUUUUUCAAUUGUCAUCGCUUCUCAAUUUAUAACUCUAUAGGUAUUCUGAAAAAAAUUCAAAAAUCGCAUACAAUAUGUCCGUUAACUAGAUCGUUUUAUUUGUGUGUGUGUGUGUGUGAGUGUGAGUGUGUGUUAACAUACUCGUAAAAACAGAAUUUAAUUUAAAUAUCGAAAUUAACGUCUUUUAAAUAACACUAUUUUUGAGAAUUUCCAUGCAAAAAUCUUAUAUAAUAUAUUAAUUAAAUCAAAAAUUAAAAUUAAAUCGUUUCCGUUUGAAAAAAUGAGUACAAAUUUCAAAAAAAAAGAGCUGAUACUGAAGAUGAGUGCGGCCACUGUCGUAGCUAGGUAGUUGGAAUAAUGGGAUACAUAAAGUUAUUUAAUUUAUACCUGUAAUCAACGAAAAACGAAUCGGAGCGAAGUUCGAUUAUACAUGUUUUGAAAGUAAUAUUCACGAUUUUCAUCAAAAUUUUAUUUUAAUCUCUUAUGUAAAAAAAAAAAAAAAAAAAUACCGCAUUACUUAUAAUAAACUUUUUGUCAAAUGUUCAGGCAUUUCUGUUAACUAACAAUUAGAUGCACAGAGUACCUACCAAAUAAAAACUACACAAAAACUCGCAAAAUUUAUAAAUAGCUUUAAAAUUACUUAAAUGUUUUGAAAAUUUGAUCACUUCUAGAAAAAGCAAAUAUAAGUUUUUUGUCAAAAUUUAAAGGGUUUUUUUUAACUGAAUUACAUUAAAAAACAAAAUUUUAAAUAAUAAAAAAAUUAUUUUCUUAAAUUUUCUACAUUUUUUCUUUUUUUUGAUUUUACUCAAUUAUAAAUCUAAGAAAACCUAUUGAUUUAAUGAUACCUAAAUACAUUCAAUAUAGUCAAAAACCCAUCGUAAAAUGUUUGGUGAGAUGUUAUUACUAUUUUUGAUAUUAAAUAUAACAGGUCAGCGAUCCAGAUAUUGGGAUAUCAAAAAUCCCACAGGCAUCGAUUUAUUGAUUUCAAUAUUCAUUUAAUUAUCGUUAAAUAUUAAUGAAAAAAAAACUUAUAAUAUAUUAUUUUAUUACAAGUCGAAAACCGAAUGGCAUACUAAUUAUUAGUGUUGUUAAAUUUUCAGUUUUGUAUACAUUUCCAUUUCGGGACACAUUGACGAGACGAUAAAUAGCUUUUUAACCGAAUUUUUAAGGUUGUAGAGAUUGGUACAUAAAUACAUACUAUAAUUACAUAAUAAAUAUAGGUUUGAAAAAAAUUACAAUUUCCAAAUCGGGGGAGGGGCUGACGAGACGCGUGUUAUGUAACUACUGUAUUACCUAUCGUUAUUUGAAUGCUUAUCAGCCAACUGGAGGAAAAUUUAAACUUGCCAUCAUUCAUAUAUAAUUAUCUUCAAUCAGUGGUACAACUCCUACACUACUUGUGGUGAGAAUUUUUUUUUUUUUUUUUUUUAUUCCGUUUCUAUCUAAUUACACUAAUUAUUCAGUUAGAAACUUGUUGAGAGACGAUUUUGCUAUCAAGAUGUUAUCUUCUGUCUUUCACAGUGCCUCGUAAAUAAAAAAUGACAAAAUGUUAAAAUGUGUGUCCAACUUUGCGACUGCUAUCUACAAAGAAAAUCUUAUUUUAUAAUAUGUAUUACCAACCAUAUAUUAAGUAUAAUUAGAAAAUGAAAAAAAUAACUAUAUUAUCCUAUACGAUAGAAACCGUGAUUAUAACGUUUUGUAUAACACUACUAACCAUUUAUAACUCAUAUAGUUAUACUUAACAGUGUACAAUAAACAAGUUUUGAUAUUUUACAUAUUUAUGUAAUUUAAUUAUUAUUUUUCUUCAUUUCUUAACAGAUAAUCCGUAAAUAUUCUUAGAAAUUGUAAUAAUAAUAUUUAAUAUUAAUUUUUUUAUAAACCCAUAAAUCUGGUAAUAUGGACUAUGAUAUUUUUAUCGGGAAUCUUAAAACAAAUCACAAUGCGUUGGUAAAUUUUAUUUUCAUGGUCUCCACUCAAUUAACUGAAUAAAAAUAAAAAGAAGAGGCAUUUUUUUAUUAUUGUAAAGUUAAAUAAUUUGCAAAAUAUGAAUUUUCCAGUUUGUUUUUGUUGGUACAUAUUAUUAUUAUAGCACUAUACGUAUGACCGACAUCUUAGAUAUUUUUUUUUGAAAAUAGGACAAAUAAUUGUGUUUUAAACGAUAGUGAAAAUAACAUAUUUAAAACAAGUUGUUUUAAAUGUUUCGAUUGCAACCCUGCAAGAAUCAUGGCCGUAUUUAGCAAGCACGGAAACAAUACGAUUAAAAAUCCGAGUAUACAUGUUUAAAAACAAAAGAGAAACGUAAUUCUUAGCUAGAGUUAAGUACACAUUAUGACUCACGAAUUUUAUUUGUUUGUUCAUGUUUUUUAUUAUUAUUAUUAUUAUUAUUAUUCGAUUUAAAGUUUUCCCGCGACAAAAUACGUUCCCGAUCAAGCAUUAAUUGUAAAAACAAUUUAUUGUGUUAACAAUAAAACCAAUUGCCUUGUUACAGGAGACUCUGAACCGGGACGGGUUCCCGCACGGACCGCGUAACUUGGACGAGCCUGUGCAGCAAACGCCUGCAGCGGCGUCGUCAGCAGUGGCGGACGACAACGACGGAAAGUCGCCGUUGGUCGUAAAUGGUACUGCGGGCGGUGAGACUACAAGUUUCGUACAGAGGCGCCGGCGCCGGCGAUCGGUCAACGUGUCGGACGCGGGCAACGCGGACGUGGGCGUUAGCGGGCUGUACGAUGUCAUCUCGCAGUCGGACCUAGCGUUCACGCCAGAUACCAAAACGGACAGUGAUUCAGUGACCAUAUUCCAGGGGCGAAUACGCGAGGACGUGGUGUACGGCAUUUGCAUGCCGGUCCACGGAUUCGGCGCACUGUUCGUCAUGUUCGCCGGUUCGGCGAUCGUGUCCGUCAUUGUGGCCGGGUUUCAAUUGCACAAGUACCAGGUGAGGAGGGAGACGCAAAAAAUCAUGGCAGUCCAAGCACACCAACACAUGCAACAGCACAGUGUGGCCGGUGGUUACAUUCAAAACUCGCUGGCCGGCAUCAUGGCCCUCAAUAAGCUACUCGCGUCCAAAACGGCAGGGCCCCAGACAAGGCGGAACAGCUAAUCGACGACAACCGCCCGCGCGCUCGUCUAAUAUAUUUAUACGAUUUAUAUGAUAAAUACCUAAUCGGAUGAUGAUGAUUAUUAUUAUUAUCAUCGUUGGUGCGUAUACAAACGUUACAUUAUCUUAUUAUUAUCGUUGUUUAAUACAAAACGCUCAAAUUUAUCGUUAUAGUUUAUAUAUUUACGGUCUAUUCAUUCAAUUUUCGCGGUCGCCGUCAAACGAGUGUAAAGAACACCUCACACCCCAAAAUAGUAUUUAUUGAUUUUCAACCGGCGGACUUUUCGAUAAAAAAAAAUAUUAACAACACACGCAUUUUGUUCAAAUAAGAUUUAUUUGUACACGCGUAUGUAGAUCCUACAUAUUAAGAAUCUAAGAGAGUAACUAAUCGCACAAUUUACACUGAUUGGCUGACCUGUUAUCUUAUAACCACGGACCGCCCUUUUGUAUACUACGUUGAACUAUCGUAUAAAUGUAUAUAUAUAUAUAUAUAUAUAUAUAAUAAUACGAUACCUAUAUUUUUAUAUCUUCUAUCAAUAACGUUUUAAAUGUGUUUCCGACAAAAAAAAAAAAAAAAGCCAUUUUACAUAAAAACAAUACGUCAUUUCGUCUUGAUAAUAAUAUUAUAUUCUGUUAUAGUAUAAUGUACAACGUUGCAGCCGUUUCAUCCGGAUACACAAUAUUAUUACGGUCUAUUCAAUAGCGUAAUAAACUUAGUUGACCACCCUCUUAUUACUUACAUAAUAAUAUAUAGACUGUCUAUAAAUUACUAUAGAGAUAACCGUACCGUAUAGGUUUCGAGCAACUCACACGGCAUAUGUAAUAACUUGACCUAUUAUUAUUUUUUAUUAUUUUAUGAUAUUGUAAGUAUAACAUGUGAACAUAUUGACGAUCAAUAUAUUAUAUUCUAUCGCGCAUUCGGAUUAAGAAAAUAACGCGUUUUAAUAAUGGUGCUCAAAUCGACAGUGUAUAAUUUGUUUUAUUUAUAUUGUCUUUACGCUUUAAUUUAAAAUAAGUACUACAUGAUAUUAUUACACUUAUUUUUAUUUAUCUUUGUUAUACGUUUUUUUUUUUUUUUUUUUUUUUUUUUUUUUAUAUAUAUAUAUUUUUAUUAGUAUUAUAUUAUACGAGUACAUAAGUACAAUAGUUAAAUUAUUUAAAUUACCUUUAUUUUAUAAACUUGUAAAAUAAUAAAAAAUAAAUAGACAAUUCAUUAUUUUAAUUUUUAAAUAGAUAAUAAUAUUACGUUAAGUUUAACUACGUCUAUGUAAAUAUAUAAAUACUGAAUGAUAACAAUCAAAACUAGAUAAUUUUGUUAUUAUUUAAUAUAUUAUAUAUUAUUAUUACGAUAUAGGUAUAUGUAUAAUUUAAUUUACUAUAAUGUAGUCAUGAAAUAGGCCAGUUCUUCGUAAUAACGGUUGAAGUUUAUUAUUAUUUAGAAAUAUAGCAAACUUUACUAUCUAGUUAAACCAAAAUUGUUCGUGAACGUAAAAAUUGAAUUCUUAAAAUAAGUUCAAAUAUUGUUUUAUGACACGGCGUUUCGCAUAGGCAAAUCAUGUACAUUCGUGUAACGGACUUUUGUCUUCAAAUGACAUUGUACCGUUUUCAACGGAUCACAACGACAACUGUGUUGACAUUUUUACUUAAAAAUUAAGUUUUGUAUAUAUUUCAUAAAUUUUUAUUGUUUGUUUAUUAUUUAUUAUAUUUAACUUGGAUUUGUUUUGCUCAGCACUUGAGGAGUGAAUAGAAUAAAUGUGGAAUAGCUAUGCCUUUUUUUUCUUUUUAAAAUUAAAUGUCAAUCACAAAUUAUUAUAAUAAUCUAUGCAAGUUUAAUUUAUUCUAAUUAAUUUUUUAACUUAUCAACAUUUACUAAAUUUAUACAGUUUAUCAGCAAUAUUAUAAGUGUGCAGUUAUGAAUAUUUUCAGUAUAAAAAAAAUAAACCAUUCGUAUUCCUAAUAUUUUUUACAUUACUAUUAAUGCUUAACUUAUAUAAAACAAAACACAAUAUUAUUAGUUUAAAAUUCUGUAAAAUAAAAUAAUUAAAGCAUUUUAUGAAAAUAUAUUAUUAACACUUCAAACGG
Molecule: messenger RNA, 35393 nt
Organism: Cinara cedri
Lineage: Eukaryota; Metazoa; Arthropoda; Insecta; Hemiptera; Aphididae
Source: the annotation of a GenBank genome assembly